UUUCAGAGAUUAACACAAAAAGAUGCUUGGGGCUACUAACUCGUGAGCAAACCACAUAAAGCUGCCCAUGGGAGAAGCAGCUGGUCCUGAGAUCUACGCCUGCAGCCUUACUGUUACCAGGCAAAACACAAGAGUUCUGUCCACACUGUGCAUUGCGCUUCUGUGCUACAGCCACACUGACUGUAAAAUGCCUAUUAUUCUACCACAGCUUCCCGAGUCUAUGUUUUCUAGCUAUGAUCCAAGCUAUGUACCAGGAUAUACAGGUUAUACACAGAAGAUUCGAAGUGAUAAGGGUGAAAUAUAUGGCAAUGCGACUUUUAAAUCAGCAGAUUAUGAACCUGGCCUCCAAAGACCUUCACAAUUACAUGUCAGCGGUUGGGGUGGUAAUCACAGCCCUUUAAUUAAUGUACAGUUGGGUGGAAAAACUUCUAAUACAUCUAGAGGACAUACAGGAAACUGGAACAAUAAAAAUGGAUAUUUUCAUCCAUUAAAUGGAAAGUAUUCUUUUGCCCGAAUGAACUACCCUUACAAUGGAAAUCCUGAGAAUUCAUCUGCAAUAAAAGCAAUAGAAGAAGUAAAAUAUGAAUUGAGCAGGCCUGCAAACUGGACUUCACCUGAAAAUGCCACAUUUGACUCAUUAAGAGAUGGUAUUAUAAGACAGUCAUCAUUUCAUGGGAGAAAUGAACAGUUUACUGGAACUUCAAGUUUCCCUUCUUAUAGAAAAGCAAAGAUGAUAAAAAAGUUCCAGAAUGAUAUUACUGAAAGACCGCUGUCUACACGGUUAUACAAUACAAAUGAUUAUCUCCAAAGAAGACAAGGCAAAUUAAUUUACAGAACGGAUUGUGGGCUCCUUCCUAAUUACUCUGGAUAUAUACCUGGACAAAUGUUUGCUAUAGGAAACACAUGGGGGAGGAGCAGUGUGAAUGCCCUAGAAAAGCUGCAUGAACAAUCUUUUCAGUGGACUUCUCUUAUUUAAAGCUGUGGCAAGUGGAGGCAGCCAGAUAUACACCAGUUACUGUACCUGUGUAACCUGAAACUAACUAGACAAAGAUCUAUUGUUACUUAAGUGUAAAUUAAAACUUGUUGCACAAUUUCA
This is a messenger RNA of Pseudophryne corroboree (corroboree frog), 1096 nucleotides long. RefSeq lists its product as uncharacterized. Lineage: Eukaryota; Metazoa; Chordata; Amphibia; Anura; Myobatrachidae. The coding region runs from base 68 to 976 and encodes 302 amino acids. The record is from RefSeq and is a predicted model, not a curated record. The transcript is spliced from 6 exons.